This is a messenger RNA of Plodia interpunctella (Indianmeal moth), 1625 nucleotides long. RefSeq lists its product as uncharacterized. Gene Ontology annotation, biological process: positive regulation of autophagy of mitochondrion. The record is from RefSeq and is a predicted model, not a curated record. Gene Ontology annotation, molecular function: protein kinase binding. Bases 519 to 1364 code for a protein of 281 amino acids. The transcript has a single exon. Lineage: Eukaryota; Metazoa; Arthropoda; Insecta; Lepidoptera; Pyralidae.
UAUCGAUAGUUCGGCAACACUAACUUACCCUUUCGUUUUCAUAGCAAGUGUAACAAACCGUUGGGUGCUGGCAUCAUUCUAAUCUGAAACCGAACGAAAAUUCCGGGUGCGAGCGGUGACCGACCUGAAAUAUAGGCGAGCGCUAGGUCUACAAUGACGGCAUUAGGUUUUUUCCGUUCAGUCUCGGGGAAACUUUCCAAUCAUAAGCUCUAAACGUGAGAGCAUUUUUAGGAUUCCGAAUUCGGAUUCCUGAAUAGGAAAUGUGUGCGGCUGUGAUUACGGUACCUACCUACGGAUGAGUUCACUAAUUAGUAUUGCCAACCCACGAAAACUAAAAAGUUUGAAACGUCAAUAUCUUAUAACGUCAAGUUAACCGUCUGUCUGUCUAAUGUCUACUGUCAAAGCAAAGCUGCCAUACCAUAACAACAAAAAUGUUAAGUGCAUUUUAUUGUGCAGGCAUUGAUUAAGUUUGUUCGAUUAUUUUAUGACGGCUUUCUGUAGUUUGCAGACGUUUAAAAAUGAAUUGUAGUAUAGAAGAAAGUACUACUGAGAAACUGCCUUAUUUAUUGGAAGAAAUUCUAAAAAGAAUACUUUGUCAUACUCAAUCAGCUGAACCAAGACAAAAGGAUAUACUAUUUAUUUUAAUUCUUGUAUUAAUGAUAGAAAAUGGUUUUUUACCCAUCAAUGAAGAAUCCCAACUUAUUGAACCUUUAUCUAUAGACCUGGAACAUUUAUCAAAAUGGAAGGAUCCCUCAGGAAUUGUUCAAGUUAAAUUUGUCAUGUUCGGAUUCCAGACUGGUCAAAUAAAAUUAAUAAUGAGCCCUCUAGGAUCUACAGUGCUUAUUAAUGUAGUAAUUAAUGCAAUGAAUUCAGAAACAUAUUCAGUGUGUCUACCAGUAAGUCGCUAUGUUGUUUCUCCUCAAGCAUCUACUAUUCCAAUGAUAUUUCGAGACUUAAGACAUCUUGCAAACACUUUUAAAAAUAAAAUAACAACACCUGUUAAGAGUUGCAUCUUGACUUAUCAUGGAUACUUAAGUGCAAGUCUAAUAGGCCUUCCUGAAGAAGUAUUUUUUAAAAUUCUUCUGCAUUUGUCCAUUUUUGAUAUAAUUAAUGUCAGCAAAACUUGUAGUAGAUUAAAUUAUCUAAUAUCCAAUGAGAGAUUAUGGCAUGAUCUAUACAAAAGAGAUUUUGACUCAACUAAUUCUGUGGCAGAAAGUUGGAAAUCUAAAUAUAAGGAGGCAUUUAUAGCACAACAAGAAGAGACAUUAAGACAAACAAGACGUGGGGCUGGAGCUAUGCAUGACUAUAUGGACUACUCAGAUUAUAUUUCCUAUAUAGAUAACCCAAUGUGGAAUAUCAUAUGAAGAAAUAUUUCUUUAAAUGGCAACAGGAAAAUCUAUACAUUUGUAACAAAGAUUUUAAUCACUAUAUUAUUAUAGAAAUAAACCAUAAUAUUUGUUGGUAUCUACUUUGUCUUUUAUUGUACAAUAUUUAUCAUUCAAGUACAUAUAUUAAGUAAAUAUUUCAUGUAGGUGACUGUGCUGAAAAAACAAAUCUGGGCAUCGGAAAAGGAGGGCGACAUUUAUCAAUUCCAUUUGAUUCUACAACAGCUAACGGGGAUCUAA